CAAACACCUGUCCAUCACAAGUCCCACCAUUUCCUAGCACCCUCGAGGCUCAUUACAGGAUAGCAUCCACAGACACAUCAGAGUGAGUGACGUCCAUUUUCCCCAGCUUGCUAGCUCGCGUGAGUUUGUGCGCGCCAGCCACGGCGCGCUGACCAUGACGACCCCACUGGCUCGGCCGGCCAACACCUGUCAUUGUCGUCCUGCUGCUGCUUUCCUCACUCUCACUUCUUCCCUACACUCCUCACAAAGUCUUUCGCAUUGACUCGUUUCGUUCAAGCUACCCUUCAACAAUGGCUCCUCCUCCUCCUGCAAACCUUCCUCUCCAGGAGCGCUUGCUCCAGCUCGUGCAGACACUGCAGUUUGCUUGGUUCGCCGGCCAUGUCACCCUCCUGCUGUCUUCGGUCCGCUACGCUCUCUCGUACCUGACCUUCCACGCAAACUCAAAGUGGGCCAUCUUCUCCUACCGCACCGCUUUUGUCGCUGCCGCUGCCACGUACGGUAUUGUCGUCUUUAAGAGCUUCCGCGCUCGUGCUCGUGCCGGCAAGCCCCAGGGCGGUGCUUUCCAGAUCAUCGGUGAUGAGAAUGUCCAAUACCUGGCCAUGGCUUUGAUCUGGCUCUGGUCCCGUCAGAUCCCCCUUGCCGUUCUGCCCUUCGCCGUCUACUCCAUCUUCCAUGUCGCAACUUACACCAGAUCCAACCUUCUGCCCACCAUCCAGCCCCAACCUGCUGUCGCUGCUGGCGAGAAGCCCAAGUCUUCUGGCCUCGCCGACACCAUUGGCAACUUCGUUAAGAACUACUACGAUUCGUCUAUGACUCUUGUUGCUAUCCUCGAGAUUGCUCUCUGGUUCCGUCUGGGAUUCUCCGCUCUCCUUUUCCAAAAGGGUUCCUGGGUCCUGAUUGCCGUCUACACCAUCUUCCUCAGAGCUCGCUUCCACCAGAGCACCUUCGUCCAGCAGGCCGUUAACCAGCUGACUGCUCGCGGUGACGCCAUUGCCAACCGCCAGGACUUGCCUCCUGCCGUCAGACAGGUCUGGGACGGUGUCAAGGGUGGCAUCAAGCAGGCUGCUGACCUCACCGACAUUAACCGCUACGCUGGCGCUCAGCAGCAGGGUGUCCCCAAGAAGACCCAGUAAAUCAAUCUUGUCGCCUGGCUCCGGCCAUAAGCAAUGUUGAUGAAAUGGCGGCCCGAGAGUACACCUCAGCACGCCAAAGACCAUGACAAAGAACCACAAUCGAAGAGGCGAUGCACAUAACGACGCUCUUGAUGAUGACCAAAAGUUGAUAGAAGGGGAGGUGAAGUGGCGGCUGUGUCAGCAAGCUGCCUGGAGGUAGUGGAGGAUGAGAAGACUGACUCUUGUUCAUGAUUAGUGCAGACAGCGAUACCUGAUUUUUCAUUCCUAACACUCUUCACGUCGUCUCCACUUUCCCUUCUCGGUUUGACCCAUAGUAGUGAUCAUCUGGAUCUGCAAUACUAACGCCUCAUUUCUCGAGCUGCAAAGUAGUUCGCUUGAAGAAGGGUCACCAAUACGCCUCAAACACAUGACGCAUCCAGUGUAACAUUACCUGGUUGCACAAUCUGGC
Molecule: messenger RNA, 1581 nt
Organism: Aureobasidium subglaciale EXF-2481
Lineage: Eukaryota; Fungi; Ascomycota; Dothideomycetes; Dothideales; Saccotheciaceae
Exons: 2
Coding region: 291-1133 (280 amino acids)
Biological process (GO): endoplasmic reticulum tubular network organization; membrane organization
Cellular component (GO): membrane; endoplasmic reticulum
Source: RefSeq, a predicted model, not a curated record